Penicillium atrosanguineum is the source of this 597-nucleotide messenger RNA. Its product is annotated as PX domain-containing protein YPT35. The record is from RefSeq and is a predicted model, not a curated record. Lineage: Eukaryota; Fungi; Ascomycota; Eurotiomycetes; Eurotiales; Aspergillaceae. Gene Ontology annotation, cellular component: endosome. The transcript has 3 exons. Bases 1 to 597 code for a protein of 198 amino acids. Gene Ontology annotation, molecular function: phosphatidylinositol-3-phosphate binding.
AUGGAGCCAGCUCCUGAGGCCGCCUCCCCGGCACCUCGGCCGGACCUCCCCACCCCACCCGACGCCCCCGCAUGCAGUGAAAGCCCAACACCGUCUACAAACUCCCGGCCUGUCUCAGCCGUCGUCCCACCCUACUGGCAGCGCCACGAACGCAAUGCAUCGCGCGCAUCCCAGAGUUCCCUCGUACCGGGCAUCACACUAGAAGACCACGCCGCCGACCCGGAAUGCGAGACGAGUCGUGGUCUCUGGGCGCGCAGCGUCAGUAUUGAGGAUCAUUGCGUUGUGCAGGGGAAGACCGGGGUGGGUGCUUAUGUGGUGUGGAAUUGUACGGUGCAUACGUUAGAUGGAGGACCGAUGGUUGUUCGAUUGAGAUACUCUGAAUUUGACGAGCUGAGGCAGAGGCUCGUUUCUUCGUUUCCGCAUGCUAGGAGUGCGCUUCCUGCUCUUCCGCCGAAAAGUGUGCUUUUCAGAUUCCGGCCUACUUUUUUGGAGAAUCGGAGGGUUGGGCUGGAGUAUUUUCUCAAUUGCAUUCUCCUGAACCCGGAGUUUUCGAGCUCGCCGAUCGUCAAGGAUUUUCUCUUUGGGCGAAUGUCAUAA